This is a messenger RNA of Thamnophis sirtalis, 1217 nucleotides long. NCBI's taxonomy places the organism in Eukaryota, Metazoa, Chordata, Lepidosauria, Squamata, Natricidae. The record is from RefSeq and is a predicted model, not a curated record.
AGGUAUCUUUGAUAGAUAGUUUUGAAUCCGAUGGAAAACUCCCGACAAACACCAAUCUUUCCAAGCCCAGCUGCCUGGACAGCAGUUCCGUGGACCACGAGGGUUACUACCUGUGUGAUGAGGAAGCCCUUUUAAAAGAAUCCAGUGCUUCCACUGGCUAUUAUCCCUGCUAUCGAACCUAUGUGGAGUUCCCCCGGUACCAGCCUUCCAACACGAGCAACCCCAGCCAGAUGAAAGGACGUCCAUGCGAUGCCAGUGUCCAAUGCGACAGGUGUCUGGAGGAAGAAACUAUCGGCAGGGAGAAAAGAGGAGCGGAACUAAAUAAUAACAUGAAAGAGCUUAAGGUAUUAUCAGUGGCUCUCCAGGAUUCUCCCCACCGCCAACCAACCGGGGGCUCCAGGCCUGGAUCUGGUGGGAGAAAGCUGGAAGGGCCUGGAGGGAGGCGUUUGAGGCCAUCCAGCAGUGACCAAGAGUCAGGGAGCGCUCGGAAGGAGCAAGAGGGAACUCUGAAACCCCGCACCCCAGGGAGCUCCCCCUACAAGUCGAGUGCAAGGCUCAAAACCUCCAAAGAGCCACCAGCCUCACUACCACGGAACAACCUCCUGCUGCCCACGGCCAACCUCAGCAGGAAAUCUCCCCAGAAACGGAAGCACAGAAGCAGCCAAGCAGAUGAGAAGGAGCAGGCCACCGUCAUGGAACUAAAGCCGCUGCUCCAGGACCAGCGCUCGCUGCCCCCGAGUCCAGAGGCCAAGGCAGGAUCUCUCGGGAUCCACUGCUAUCGCAGAGAACAAGUGAGGGAGGACAACCAGGUCUGUAUGAACCCCAUGCAGAGACUCUGGAAGGGGUCUAGCAGGCAAAUAGUUAUCCAAUAUCAUGACUACUACUACAAAUUCUACACAGGGCUGCCUUUGAAGAUGGUCCAACCUACAAAAGAAAAAAACAGCCCCAGUCCUCGGCAGCUUCCUUCUGCUGUGGGCCCCACCAUAGCAGCUGACCCUCCCCCGGAUUCUGCGAAGCCCCACACUGCCUCCUCCCGCCUCAGCUUCCACACCAUCGUCUCCUGGGUCUGGAAGAUCUUCAGGAAACCACCAUCGGCACAGCCGCAGCCUAGUACCAGUGAUGAAACGGAAAUGGGAGGCAGCGAACAGUCGCUAACCUCUCGGCUAAGACUGUGGCUUACUCAACGCAGCAGCCGCAUUCACCCCAGGCCGCCGUGA